Messenger RNA from Doryrhamphus excisus (bluestripe pipefish), 1545 nucleotides. RefSeq names its product ring finger protein 41 (gene rnf41). Gene Ontology annotation, molecular function: zinc ion binding; ubiquitin protein ligase activity. Gene Ontology annotation, biological process: regulation of canonical NF-kappaB signal transduction; protein ubiquitination. Gene Ontology annotation, cellular component: plasma membrane signaling receptor complex. The record is from RefSeq and is a predicted model, not a curated record. Lineage: Eukaryota; Metazoa; Chordata; Actinopteri; Syngnathiformes; Syngnathidae.
CGACGUAGGAGUGACGCAGACGGCGUCGGCUGGAACACAGCAGGACGCUGCUAGCCGAAGCUAACAUUCAGGAAAAUAACCCUCCCGGCAGCUGUUUUUCUCCACGGCCCAAAGUCUUAGUCCAGGUCUUGUAACCUGAGCAGCUGAAUGGAAGCACUCAAGGCGGCUCGUGAGUGAGGUGGACGCAGGUGCCAGUGAUGUACCAUGGGGUACGACGUGACGAGGUUCCAAGGGGAGGUGGAUGAAGACCUCCUGUGCCCGAUAUGUAGCGGGGUGCUGGAAGAACCAGUGCAGGCCCCGCACUGCGAGCACGCCUUCUGCAAUGCCUGCAUCACGCAGUGGUUCGCCCAGCAGCAGAUCUGCCCCGUGGACCGCACGGUGGUGACGCUGGCCCACCUCCGGCCCGUGCCCCGCAUCAUGCGCAACAUGCUGUCCAAGCUGCAGAUCAACUGCGACAACGCCACCUUCGGCUGCACGGCCACGCUCCGACUGGACCAGCUGCAGUCCCACCUCAAGGACUGCGAGCACAACCCCAAGAGGCCCGUCAACUGCGAGGAGGGAUGCGGCCUGGAGAUGCCCAAAGACGAGCUGCCCAACCAUAACUGCAUCAAACACCUGCGCAGUGUCGUCCAGCAGCAGCAGACCAAGGUCUCGGAGCUGGAGAAGACCGUAGCGGAACAUAAACACCAGCUGGGAGAACAAAAACGAGACAUUCAACUGCUGAAAGCGUACAUGCGAGCCAUCCGCAGCGCCAACCCCAACCUGCAGAACCUGGAGGAGACCAUCGAGUACAACGAGAUCUUGGAGUGGGUGAACUCCAUGCAACCCGCCAGGGUGACCCGCUGGGGCGGCAUGAUCUCCACCCCGGACGCCGUGCUGCAGGCCGUCAUCAAGCGCUCGCUCAUCGACAGCGGCUGCCCACUCUCCAUCGUCAACGACCUGAUCGAGAACGCCCACGAGCGCAACUGGCCGCAGGGCCUGGCCACGCUGGAGACGCGGCAGAUGAACCGCCGUUACUACGAGAACUACGUCGCCAAGCGCAUCCCGGGCAAGCAGGCCGUGGUGGUCAUGGCCUGCGAGAACCAGCACAUGGGCGAGGACAUGAUCCUGGAGCCCGGCCUGGUCAUGAUCUUUGCGCACGGCGUGGAGGAGAUCCUAUAACUGCACUACCGCGUAUUUCAAGAAGAAGAAGAAAAAAAAAAACCCUGAAUUGGACUCUUGAUACCGACGCCUUAACGGAAGGACGACAACAUGAUGGAGACGAUGACUGACGAACAAGGAGAUGUUUACAUUUAGUGCAUUAUAUCAGCUGAUUGUUGCAACAGAGACGCUUCCUUCUCGCUGCACGGGUUCCUCGUGAACUCUCAACCUUUUUUCCCACCCCCCCCUCCCAGACGUAAAGCGGUCCAUGGAAUGCUGUACCAGGAGAACGCCUGCGUCAACAGUUUGGGAGAAAUAUCACAGAAGGUUCUGCUGAGAAAGCACCCCACCCGAGUCCUGAGUGCUGUAAAUGCUUGUAAAUACAAAUACUAUAUUGGAAUCCUA